AUGAAUCCGAAGUGUUGGGCAAUACUAUCAUUAUGCGAGGUACCCGAAUUAUCGCUGGAGAUCAGGGUGUCGUAUGAGGUCGAUCGAAUGCUAGGCAAUGGGGAAGUCGUUGCAAAAUUCGAAACAUCGUGGGAUGAGCUACUCGAUCGCGGAGAUGAGCCUUUCGACAUUUCCUUCCCGCUCGUUUGCGAUAUGCACCCAUCCCUUACGCUGAAGGCUGCUGUUAUACGUCCUUGCGACAAACAGGACAGCACAGUGCUUGAUUCCGUCGUUGAAAGUGAGGUUGCUCGAGAGACGGAUGCGGGCCAUGAACGAUUUGCCACAUACGUGACAAGCAAGACGGUCUUUCACCUGAACGAUGCCGUACAGCAUUUUCAGUUGGUCCUGGACCAAUGUCCGGUCGACCAUCCUGACCGUGCAGCAGCUCUCACCAACCUGGCGUGUACCCACCUCAGAGGCUACAUUCGAAAGGAUCUUCAAGACAUCGACUCUAUCAUUUCUCUCUUCCGCGAAGCCCUUGCAUUGCCGUUGAACUGGUGCUACAGCAAGGAUACUACUGCCGCCUAUAUCCAUGAAUCCGCGCAACUGUGCUGCAAGCUAUUGCCACUCUGUCCAGAGGGCACCUACCUUCGUAGCGUUGCGGCAGAUGGUGUUGAUUAUGCGAUCCGCAAAUGCAACAAACUCCCAAUAGACGCAUCCGAUGAAGGCAUUCACAUUCGACGUGUCGUACUCGAGCUCUGUCCUCUGGGCAAUGAGCACCGUCCAAAAGCACUGGAAAAUUUUGCAUGGGCUCUCAGCGAGUUUGCAACGGCUCUUGGCUCACGCUUUGAACAACGCGGCAGCAUUGAUGAUCUAGACGAGUGCAUACAAUGUUGUCGUGAAGCUGGCAUUCUCAUCGCGAUACCUACCUGGUUCACUUGGCCCACUCACUCCUGUCUCGCUUCCUCCACUCAUGAACUCAACGAAGCCAUCUCUUUGUACGAAGAAGCGCUAUGCCUGCGUCCUGUUGGGCACGAAUCUCGUGAUUACUCAUUGAGCCACCUAGGACGAGCCCUCCUCUCCCGUUUCACUCAAUGUGGUGAUGUUAACGACAUCAUCAGAGCCAUCAGCUUCCAGCGCGAGGCACUGACGUUGUGCCCACCUUGGAAUCCAAAUCGUGACUGGGUACUUAACCAGCUGGCCAUCGCACUCAAUUCCAGAUAUAACAAAUUGGAUGUCAGCGAAGGUCUCGACGAGUCCAUUGAUCUGUUGCGCGAUUCACUUCAGUUAAGGCAGCAUGGCCAUCCACUUCACCAUCAAGCUCUUAUCAAUUUGAGCUCAGCACUCAGUUCUCGUUUCACGCAAACUCAGAAGGAUGAAGAUGUCGAGAAGGCCAUUCGACUGUGCCACGAAUCAUUGGAGACUUUCCCUUCACUGGACCCCCGUAGAUUUUUCGACUAUCGGCGGUUGCAGGAAGCCUAUUUGUCUCGUUACAGAGUGCAACACAUGUUUGCUGAUUUGUCGCUCGCUGUAGAGAACUUCAGACUGGCAUCACAACAUCCCACGCAAGGCUUUCGAAACCGCAUUCAGACAGCCUGGCUCUGGAUCGUCGCAGCAGAGCGCGGUCACCCAUCUGCGUUGGAGGCUUACACAACAUUUUUCGACCUUCUCGAGCGUCACCUGGCAUCGCGGUCGUCAGCAAUUUCACGGCGUGAGGCUGCAGCUGUUUUUUGUGGCGCCCAAUCACUGCCAGUAGAUGCUGCAUCACAUGCCAUACAUUGUGAUGAUUUGCGACGAGCGGUUGAACUCCUGGAGCAGGGUCGUGGUCAACAGUGGUCGCUGGCCUCGCGGCUCAGGACUCCGCUGGAAGAUCUCCAGUCCACGAAUCCCAACCUAGCUCACAAGUUCUCGGAGCUGAGCAAGUGUCUGUCCGAGGUUCAAGGUCCCGCAGUCAGCACAGACAGAGUUGCUGCUGACCGGGCAGAAACACAGUACAGGAAACUUACCGAGCAGUGGGGAGCAGUAGUAGCUGAAAUCCGUGAUCUUAAAGGUUUCUCGAGGUCCUUGCUCCCGCCUUCGUAUGAAGACUUGCAAGCGACAGCGCGUCAUGGCCCAGUCAUCAUCCUCGUUGCGAGUCAAUACUCGUGCAGCGCCAUCGUUGUCCCGACGUCAGGAGACCCCCAUAAUAUUCCCUUGCCGUCCAUCACUCUCAAAGAUCUGCAGAGUCUUAAGGAUCGCUUCGCCAGGGCAAUACGAGAAUCAUCUCGGAUGAAACCAAAGGAGUCGAGGACGGAUCUCAUAGUACUCUUGCGGACAAUAUGGGAAGAGAUCAUGCUACCCAUUGUACACGUACUCGAGCAUGUCCUUGAGCUCAAGCGCCAAUCUCGAAUCUGGCUGUGUCCGACUGCAGCUUUCACGUCCAUUCCUCUCCACGCAGCUCAUCCGUUUCAAACAAAGGCAGAUCGCUCGAAGGAGCCAUGCCUGGAGGAUCUCUACAUUUGUUCUUACACGCCGACACUUUCGGCUUUGAUCAGAUCUAGGCAGAUGAUGAAGAAACGUGUCCCUCCAUCUUUCAUAGCGAUCGGACAGGGUCAACUGCGUGCAGGGAAAAGCAAGGAGCCCUUGGCCGUCGACAGCGAGAUCGAGCUUGUCCGAAAGCUCGUUCCUGCGACGGUCAACCGUACCACCAUUUCUGGUGACGCGGCCACACGAGCGGGUGCACUCCAAGCAUUGCAAGACAACAACUGGGUACACCUUGCGUGCCAUGGAAAGCAGGACCGCGAGCAGCCUUACAAUUCUCAUUUCGUCAUGAAAGAUGAACCUAUCACGCUACUUGAUAUCAUGGAGAAAGACAUUCCUCACGCCGAGUUCGCGUUCUUGUCAGCAUGUCACACCGCUGUCAAAGCUUUCUACGAGAAUAUAUUCAAGGAUUUGGAGGACGGUGGUGUGAUGGACUGUACGAAGGCGGCCUGGGCACUCAAUCGUGCUACGCACGUGGUGAAGACGAAGGUUCCGCUCGAGCAGAGAAUGGUUUUUAUUCAUGUUGUUUUACGAGUCGUUGAUCAUGUAUUCUCUACCCUCCCUGUGUACAUCAAGCUGUUUCAUCUUGAUCUCGCACAUACCUCUCAUGCAAGUUAUUCUACUUUAGCAAAGUCAUUAGUCCACACGAUACCUUCCAACUAUUCUUCAAAUCCUUCUGCACCUCAGCGCAACCUCAUUCGGUGCAACAAUGUGCGUGAUCUUUCAACGAAAAGCAAGGUGGAUGGUGAGACAUUGGAUACCAACUCGGAGGGCUCGUACAGUUCUGCCAACCAACAACAGGGAUAUUCAUCAACAAGUGGAGACUGUGCGCUGCUCACGAGUUAUACUGCCUUGCAACCGUGGGUUUGUGAUGGUGAUACUUUGAAUACUGGUACUGGGAGUUGGCAUGCUGGCAAACGCCGCAAUAGGCCGCAUCAGGAGACAGGAAGGGACUGUAAGACGUAUCAAGGGGAGAUCAGUGGACAGAGAAAAAUCUCUGGUGAGAAACGAAUGCAGUCCUCAGCAAGCACGGGGAAGUUCCGCAAUCAGAAUCUCGAAUCUCGAUUUCUCUGGUUCAAAAUAGGAGACAGUAACAGCGCCGCAAAAUCCGGUGAGCUUCGCGAGAUUCCAGAUGGGCCAGAUACCCCCGCGGAACUUAAACUCCAGGUACUGCGCCGCUAG
This is a messenger RNA of Suillus subalutaceus, 3681 nucleotides long. RefSeq lists its product as uncharacterized. The transcript has 13 exons. The record is from RefSeq and is a predicted model, not a curated record. Gene Ontology annotation, molecular function: protein binding. Bases 1 to 3681 code for a protein of 1226 amino acids. Lineage: Eukaryota; Fungi; Basidiomycota; Agaricomycetes; Boletales; Suillaceae.